Elaeis guineensis (African oil palm) is the source of this 1512-nucleotide messenger RNA. NCBI's taxonomy places the organism in Eukaryota, Viridiplantae, Streptophyta, Magnoliopsida, Arecales, Arecaceae. The record is from RefSeq and is a predicted model, not a curated record.
ACUUCGGCACUUACAUACCAGCUCGAUCUUGUCUCCAAUUCCUGUCCCCCCAACCUAAUCUACACAAAUAAUUCUUCUAUUGCAAGCUGCCAUGUCCAACAUCAUUCAGAUCCAGGCCGCAACGUACGGGAACCUUAUCACUGUUCUUAGCAUCGAUGGAGGAGGGAUUAGAGGAAUUAUUCCAGCUACAAUACUCUCCUUCUUGGAGUCACUGUUACAGGAGCUCGAUGGUGUGGACGCAAGGCUUGCGGAUUACUUCGAUGUGAUUGCUGGAACGAGCACUGGUGGCCUUGUGACUGCAAUGUUAACGGCACCAAACGAGAAGAACCGGCCUCUCUUUGAAGCUAAAGACAUCAAAACCUUCUAUUUGGAGCACAGCCCUAAGAUCUUCCCGCAACAUCGAGGCCCUAUUGAUGGAGCAUUUAACACCCUCAGACUUUUUAGCGGACCCAAGUAUGACGGGAAGUAUCUUCAUCAGAUUAUUAAGGAAAAACUGGGGAGCUUGAGACUGCACCAGACCUUGACAAACGUGGUCAUACCUGCUUUCGAUAUCAAGCGACUCCAACCCACAAUAUUCUCCUCCUAUGAGGUGAAAAAUAAUGCUCUAUUGGAUGCGGAGCUAUCUGAUAUCUGCAUUAGUACAUCUGCUGCUCCAACUUACCUUCCUGGACAUUACUUUAAAACGAAAGAUUCUGAUGGAAAAGUGAGGGAAUUUAACCUUAUUGAUGGUGGUGUUGCAGCUAAUAAUCCGGCAUUGGUUGCUAUGGGAGAAGUAACAAAGGAGAUUUUUAAAGGGAACCCUGAUUUCUUCCCAAUCAAGCCUACAGAUUAUGGUCGAUUUCUAGUCAUCUCAUUAGGAACAGAUGCACAAAAGAAUGAGGAAAAGCUUGAUGCCAAGGAGGCAAGUAAAUGGGGAAUUUUGGGUUGGCUGCUCAGUGGGGGAUACAAUCCAUUAAUCGAUGCCUUCACUCAAGCAAGCAGUGAUAUGGUUGAUAUCCAUAUAUCUGUGGUCUUCCAAGCCCUACAUUCUGGAUCUAAAUAUUUGAGAAUUCAGGAUGAUACAUUAAAAGGGACAGCAUGUUCNGUUGAUGGAGCAACAGAGGAAAAUUUGGAUAGUCUUGUUAAAAUUGGUGAAGAGCUUUUGAAGAAACCUACUUCAACCAUAAACCUUGAGACAGGUUUAUGUGAACCUAUACACAAAGAAACAAAUGAACAAGCACUUAAAAGGUUUGCUAAGAUACUUUCUGAAGAACGAAGGCUUCGGGAGAUGAGAUCACCAUAUACAAGAGCUUCAAAAGAGCAAGAAUAAAUAUCUUUGAUUUCUCCAUCAUUUUAUUAUCAAAAUGACAUGUCAUGGUUCAGAACUAAUGUUGUAGGGAUAUUUUCUUUUGAAUUUAAUAUUAUGCAGACAUGUUGUUACAUUUCAAUAUCAAAGUCCUAAAAGAUGUGUAAUGUUUCAAUUUUAAUGUCAUUAUUGGGUAAGCAAAUCUUUCAAGCAAUUUUGAGAUGAAA